UCUCAACCACUUUGCCUCUUAGUUAGCUUUGCUUCUGUGAUGAGUAAAACCCUUUACAGGAAACCCAUAGAAGACAUCUGGCAAACCCCAGGUCUCAUAGAACUAUCUCAAAAUUUAAUCUUUAAGAUAAGGAAAGGGUCAGAAUUUGGAAUAAGUUUCAUUUCAGACUGUGAUAUCAAAAAAACUACAGAACACAAUUGUGAAUGAAAGAUUUUAAAGGGAGCACAACUGUAAUAAAAGAAAAACCCUCAGCUCUCAGAAGAAAGAUUUUCAGAGAGAUGAGUCGUCUCUACAAUUUUGACAGAGGUUAUCCUCUGCUAAAAAGAGCUAAAACCUCCCCCACAGGAUGCCUUCUGAACAUUUGCCCUACCAGGAGUUGUGUCUAAGUCUGGUUCUAUUUUUUUCCACCCCUAGAAAAGGGGGAAGCCAAAAUUUCUCCAAAUUCAUAUCAAAUUACCAGAAAGUUUCCCCUUAAUGUACCAGCUACACAGUGUAUUUAGGGAAUGAUUUUUUUCUGAGUUAAAAUUAAAGGUGUGAUUUUCUGGGCACUUUUCCCAGCUGCCUAAUCUGAGGCACAGGGAGAUUGAGAGUCAUAAGGACUGAUUAGAGAAAAGUCUCAGCUAGAGAAGCAGAACUUAAAAGGACUGGGCAAGCUGGCUGGUUAUGAAGAAACUAAACUAAUCCAGAAUGUAUGAUGUUCACCUUUGGCAGUACGUAAAACAUUUUUUCAUGUGGCCAUUUCAUGUCUAUGUGGGAAGGCUGUUCAUUGUGUCAAUUCCAGAGCUACAAACACGAAUUUCAGAAAAAAUGUGGGAUGGCAGCCUGGAUUUUCAAAUGAGCUGUUAACUUCUAUGACCUUCUUGGGGAACUUGGGUAGCAGCCCAUUUCGUUCUUUCUACAUCAAAGUGCCAGGUUGAUGUCCUGCUCCUUUUUAAAUUUAUUUUUAUUUUUAUUUGGUUCUGCUCUUUAGUUCUCCUCUGAGGUUGAGAGACAAGAUAGCAAUGGUGGUUAAAAGUGCAGGCUGCCUGCUUUCAGAAUCAGUUGCUUGCUAGCUGUGUGGCUUUGGGCAAGUUACUCAUCCUCUCUGUGCUUCAGGGUCUUUGUCUGCAAAAAUGUGACCAAGGUUAUCUGCCUCAUAGGACCACCUUGAGGACUGAAUUCAUGAAUCUUAGAACAGCGGCUGGCAUGCUAUGUGCCCUUGGGACAUUCAACAAUUAUUCCUGGCACACUUAAGACUCCAUCAGGAUGGAUUAUCAAACAUCAACUCCCAUCUAUGACUUUGAUUUAGGUAUGUCGGAGCCCUGCCAUAAAACCGACGUAAGGCAAAUCGCUGCCCAGCUCCUGCCACCCCUCUACUCGCUGGUGUUCAUCUUUGGGUUUGUGGGCAACAUGCUGGUCGUUCUUAUCCUGAUAAACUGCAAAAGGCUGAAGAGCAUGACUGACAUCUACCUGCUCAAUCUGGCCAUCUCCGACUUGCUCUUUCUUCUCACUGUCCCGUUCUGGGCCCACUACGCUGCAGACCAGUGGACCCUGGGGAAUGCAAUGUGCCGACUUUUGACUGGGCUCUAUUUUAUAGGCUUCUUCUCUGGGAUCUUUUUCAUCAUCCUCCUGACAAUGGACAGGUACCUGGCUAUCGUCCACGCUGUGCUUGCUUUAAAAGCCAGGACGGUCACCUUCGGGGUGGUGACCAGUGUGCUCACCUGGGUGAUGGCUGUGCUUUCCUCUCUCCCAGGGAUCAUCUUCACCAGAUCCCAGAAGGAAGGGUCUCGUUUCACAUGCAGCCCUCAUUUCCCACAACAUCAGUAUCAUUUCUGGAAGAAUUUCCAGACACUAAAGAUGAUCAUCUUGGGCCUGGUCCUGCCCCUGCUCGUCAUGGUCGUCUGUUAUUCGGGAAUCCUGAAAACCCUGCUCCGGUGCCGAAACGAGAAGAAGCACAAGGCUGUGAGGCUCAUUUUUGCCAUCAUGAUCGUUUACUUUCUUUUCUGGGCUCCCUACAACAUCGUCCUUCUCCUGAGCACCUUUCAGGACUUCUUUGGCCUGAACAAUUGCGAAAGCUCUAAUAGGCUGGAUCAAGCCAUGCAGGUCACGGAGACGCUCGGCAUGACACACUGCUGCAUCAACCCAGUCAUCUAUGCCUUCGUGGGCGAGAAGUUCAGAAACUACCUCUCAGUGUUUUUCCAAAAGCACAUCGCCAGGCGCUUAUGCAAACACUGUCCAAUCUUCCAGCGGGAGAUUCCUGAGCGAGGAAACUCAGUUUAUACUCGAUCUACUGGGGAACAGGAAAUCUCUACUGGAUUGUGACCUGGACCCAGUUAUUUGUAUGACUCAUUUUAUUUAAACAGCUGGGGGUAGCAGUGAUGCUUUCAAAAAGGAAGUUACUAUCAUAGAGGGUCUAAGAUUCAUCCAUCUGCUUGGCAUCUGUUUUAAGUAUAUUAGGUAUUUUAAGCCCAUCAAUUCUAGAAAGCCUAACCAAAAUAUGUUAGUGAAGUAGCAAUCUUUUCAUCUCCAUCCCAUAGUCAUUAAUUUAUUGGCAAACUCUCCCUUCAUUGCAAAUGUUCAUUUAAUUAAAAAAAAUCCUCAGAGAAUUGAUGACUCUUGAGUUUGGCUGCCUGGGCAGGAAUAAGAAAACUAAUUUUUAAAAUGUUAUAGUAUAAAUUCUGACCUCAUGCAAGUCAAUGAACAGGUUGGAAAUGUGCUUACAAUACGGUCCUUGUCCUAUGUUGGGGAGAAAGACGUGAGCAUGAGAAGUUAAAAAAUGGCAUCUUCCACGCGUGAUUUCUCCCUAUAAGUUGCAGCUAAUAAGCUCCAUAGACAUUCAGAUCUAGGUGUGAGCCCUGUUGCGUGGAGAGAACUGGAAAACACCUUCAGUAGGAAGGGAUUUGAGUUGGAUCACCUCUUGGUGGAGGAGAGGUAAACAGCACUUGGGACAAGAGCUUGGCUGUGGGAAGACCCAAGGCUGAUUGGGGCAACCCUGGGAGAGGGAGCACAAAGCUGGACCAUGAGGGGCCUUGACAGCACGGCUCCCACCAACAGCUGUGAGCAAAGCAGGGAGACCCUUGGCCGGUGCUGCAGAGGGUUAUUCCACGACCAAGGAUGACCCGGAAAGGUGAGUGUGGAGGGCCAGAAGACUAGCAGGAUCCGGUCAGGGUGAGGAGAGCCUGUGUAAGGUCGAAGCACUGGGGAUGAGAAGGAGGAGGGUAUUUGUGCAGCAUUUAGGAGGCAGAGGAAGCAGGACUUGGAGGGGAAGGGCAGAGAGGACUCCAAGACAAUCCUUGGACUUCAAGCCUGCAGAUUGGAGAUGCCCUUAUAGAGACAUCCAGCCAGGGAAGAGGAGGAGGGAUUGGUUUAAGAGGAGGAGCUUGAGUGCAGCUGUCAGUGGAGGGGCUCUGGCUGUUUCGCAUUGAACGGUCCUGCCCUCCAGUCUUUUCCAACCCAGCUCCAAUGAUGGGGUGUCUCCAGGAAGCUUCAAACACUAGCUUUAUGACAGCUUGAGCUUCAGGUCUAAGGACCCAUCUCAGAACAGAUGUGAUAUCUAAGUGAGGAUUGACGUCACAGUUAUUUAAAAUCCAGAGCUUUAUGAGCCUUGAGCAAAGAGGCCCCUUAGAGGUGAGGGAAGCCCAAGAGCCUACCUUCACAGGGCACACUGAUGCAGGUAUCAGUUGCUGCAUUUAACCAAGACAAAUGGGAGAGGGGACGCACUCAUUUGGAAACAGGCUGUCUAGAGCUGUAUAAACCACAAAAACUGCAAUUUACCAACCUCUGUGUUUCAGGCUGAGUAUGGGGGUUUGGAUACUCUUUCCAGAUGCUUUCUCUAGACAAACCCUACCCAAACACUAAGGUCUUUAUUUGUUUCAAAAGGAGAAGUACGAUUUUUUUAUACUUGCUACUUACAAUGUUUUGUACGUACCUGAGAUUGUUUUGAAUUUGGGGGUAGCCACAACCAUCAAAGAGUAAACUAGGUGGGGAAAUGUACAGAAGUGAGAAUCACUCAGGGGAUUAAAGGUGUCAGGAUAACAAGAUGUGCUAGGGACUUUUCUCAGGCAAUGAAAGAUGAAACUUGAGGGUUGUGGCCAUCAGUAAGAAGUAAACAGGAGUGCCCUUUUUUUUGUUGUUCUUAAGGUUGUUGAGAGGGCAUAAGUAGCACAUGACCGGAGCUUCUGGGUCAAUUCAAAGACAUUCUGAUAUCUUCUUAUGAAUUGGUACGUUCUUUAUAUGUAUAUAAUGUUACAAAUUGCUUGGAAGAAAAUAUGCAUCUGAAUAAAACCACUUUCUAAAAGUAA
Messenger RNA from Choloepus didactylus (southern two-toed sloth), 4280 nucleotides. RefSeq names its product C-C motif chemokine receptor 5 (gene CCR5). Gene Ontology annotation, biological process: chemotaxis; inflammatory response; immune response. Gene Ontology annotation, cellular component: cytoplasm; membrane. Lineage: Eukaryota; Metazoa; Chordata; Mammalia; Pilosa; Megalonychidae. Bases 1246 to 2301 code for a protein of 351 amino acids. The record is from RefSeq and is a predicted model, not a curated record. The transcript is spliced from 2 exons. Gene Ontology annotation, molecular function: C-C chemokine receptor activity; chemokine (C-C motif) ligand 5 binding.